AUGACUUCUUCUUACGUUUUUGUUGAGGGAAAAGACAGCGACAAAGAGAAGGAAGAUUCGGAUUUAGAAAGUGGAAGCGACGAUGAAGGCUUCGAAGACGCUGAUCAAGAUUUUGAUUUCGUUCUCAAGCCAUCGAAUAAACUUCGCAAUGGUGCGAAGAAAAUGCAAGAAAUGGAAUUUAGAAACGAUCGAUUUCGUCUUAAACAGGACAUAAUCCGAGUGCGUGGUAAAUUUGAUGAGCGUUUUUGUCAUCCUUGGUGGAGAGUGGAAUUCAAAUUGGACGCGUUGAAAUCUUCGACGAGCUUUAAGCACGCUACUUCACUGCCUUCGUACAGUAUUCGAACGGAUGACGAUGUGAAUAAAAGCUUGCUGUCGCAGUUCCUCACCACAGGUUGUGAAGUGAAUGAUCAACACGUCACGAUGUUGCUGGAGUUUCUCGAGAGGAAAAAUUUGAAACCCACAUUUGAGGAUCUGGUUAAAAACUUGGAGAAAUUUGCUGAAACCGACAAAGAGGGUCACGACAUUGCUGAGCAGAUUACAGCAGCGCUGGACCGUAAGCGUAAGUUUAAGUAUGUUCUAUGCUAAUUGUGUUUAUAUAUUUAUCCCUUUCACUCCCAAGUUCUCAUUAAUAGUUCUCCUUACUGUCUGCCAUUCAAAUAAUAUUAGUUUGGGGAGUUUGGUAGUGGACCACAUUGUGAUAUUUUCCCUCAUUCUUAUCACUUGUCUGCUUUAUAUUUUUUAUAUAUUGUAAGAGAAAUUCUGUCUGGUCACUCAUGGAAGUGAAAUGGUUAAACAAGAGAGACCUAGUAUAAUUUGCACUAUGAAAUAUAUAAUUUCACAAACUGUUUAUUACCCACGCUGUCUUUUUCUAUAUUAUUCUGUUCACUAGUGUUUAGACUUCUGAUAUAUUGGUCUGGACUGGAUGGGUUUAGAGGCUCCAUUUGGCUUUAAAACAAAGUAUUCAACCACAUCAUUCAAUAACUGCUCAAUUUUGACCAGCAAAUGUACAUUUUUAGAAACCAGCCAUGGACCUGUAGGGACAGAAGCAUUUCAAUAUUUCAGCUUAAUAAUCCACCAUCCACUAUAAUUUUUAUUGUGCCAAUGUUUCAUGGUUCAACUGUUACAUGUUAUUUUUUUUUUUUUUUUCACUUUUUCAUCUUAGCUACUGGUAAAGCCUUCGCUGUUCCUUUGUUUACCAAGUAUGCUCAUCGGCUGUUUCCUCGUCGUGUUUGUUCAAUCUUUGAGGAAUCUUCUAAGGAAGAGCUGGAAGAGCUUAAUGAGGCCUUAAAUAAAGAACCCUGGGUUUUUGGUUAUUGGAGUGUUCUCAAACAAAGAUUUAAUCUCUCAAGCUGUGAGGUAAAGCUGGAAUCAUUUGAAGACUGCAAUCUACUUGACCAAAUGCCAAUUGCCAAGCAAGAUGCAUUGCACAUAUAUAAUGCCCUUUCACGAUUGCUUCGUAAGUAUGGCCAUACUUAUGUAGAAUUCAAGAUGCUGACAAAGGAGCUAAAUGGAGUCAGAAACUGGAAAAAAAGUCUUGACUAUUUGAGAGAAAUUGAUGUUGUAGGGACUUCUGAAGACCAUCUGGGUGACAAUCGGCAUGUCUUUUUGACACAUGUUCGUCGUUAUGAAGAAGGAAUUGCAAGAAAUGUUGUUGCAGUCAUGGAUGAAAAACCUUGGACAAGUAAUGUGGAGAUUGAUGAGAAAGUAGGUUCUGAUUGUGCAACAUAUCUUCUAAAAGUACUGUAAAAUUCUGAAAAUAAGCCCCUCUGUGUAUAAGCCCCUCCACAUAGAAGCCCCCCAAACCUGAAACGCAAAAAUACCUCCUAUAAUAUGCCCCUCCAAAUAUAAGCCCCCGAGGGCUUGUUAAGCAAUGUGGUCAACAAGUGUUGAAGUUUAUUGUCUUUUAUGCAGUUCGCUCUUCACUCAAACCUAGAAUUCCUUUGGUCCAUUGACAAAGUAUUUGCAAGGAAGUUCAAUCCCACCACCCUGAACCCAAAUUCCUUCUGGUGCUCCUCACUUUUCACCUAUUAUCUUUGUGGUGAUAGAAUGUAAUGUUCCAUCUUUGAGCAUGGGAAAAUCUGUGGCAGAGGUUCCUGGAUGAAACUGAGCCUGAACUACAUUAUCAUUUUUACUGAAUUUCUGUUCUGAUAAAGUUUAUUGCUGUUGUGUUUGAACUUGGCAUUUUCAGUGUGAUUAAUUUGUUGCAAAUUUCUAGCCAAAACCCUUAUAUUACCAGUUGCACAUUCAAAAAUUUUGACACAAAUUUCCCUUCAAUUAUUAGCUCAGCCAAUUUUGGAAUGCAAUUUUCCCUCCUAUAAUGAGCCCUUCCGAAAUAUAAGCCCCUUCCAAAAAUAAGCCCCUCAAAAAGGCCCUUUGAAAAAUAUAAGUCCCAGGGCUUAUUUUUGGAAUUUUACUGUAGUUUUAACACCUUUCCACACAUCAAGUGGCCCAUAAGUCUUUCCCUCUGCACAAUAUAACAGGUUUGUUAAGUAGAAGGAUGCCAAGAAAAAAGAUAAAAAAUAUCUACUUGGGGAUGUGUUUUGAUUUUAACUCCAAAUUAUCAAAAGAGAACGAUACAAGAAAUGCAUUAAAGACAGCAAGGAAAAUUAAUUUUGAGAACCUGACAGGGAGAGGGUCAAGUUACAGUACAUGUACAUGUAACCAAAAGAACUAUGCAACUCAAAAAUGUAUGUAUGAUGUAUGAUGAUUGUGUAGUUGGGGGUAGGGGACAUGCAAGUAAAUUUUGUAGAGGGGUGUCAAACCCCCCCCCCCUCCCCAUCCAAAUUCCUGAGCAUAUCUAUAUAAUCAUCUAUGUAAUCACUUUCCACUAUUGACCAGGAAGGUACAUGAUUCAUAUAGUAUAGUUAAAGUUAUAUCUCUCGUGCACAGUUCACAAUUUUAUCCCAGAAAUGUCUAAUGUAUUGAAAUGGUGCAGAGAAGACUAGAGAAGCACUGAGGUUUAACCGUAUUGUACUGUUUCCUAUACUUUAUUUAUUACAGGUAUUUAAUGGUGAUAUAGACCAAAUUCAUGCAGCCCAACUCAUAUCAACAAAGCCAGUUGCUGUGCUCUCAGGUAGGGGUGGCUGUGGUAAGACAUUUGUUGUGUCAGAAAUCUUGAAAAAGGCACUAGAGGAAAAAAUGGAAAAUUUCCACCAAGAGAACCCUGUAAAUUCAUUUGAAACAAAUAUGGACACCUCUGAAGGGCAAGAUAAGCAUGCAAUCAUUCGGGAUUACCCUGAUGAUUAUGAAAUCACUGAAACUGAUCCAGGCAGUAAAGAAGAUGAAACAUCAUCUUAUGUUGACAAGAAACUUGAAGAGGUAAAUGAAGAAGUUUUGCUAACUGCACCAACUGGCAAGGCUGCCUCCAUCCUAGGGAAAAGAAUUGGGAUUCCUGCACACACACUGCACUCAGUCAUCUUCACAUUUCUCCGCUGGAAGAAUCAGGUUGGAAAUGUCAAUGAUUGGAAAUUCAGCAAAGUUCAUCUUCUAGUGUGCGAUGAAUGUAGUCUGGUGUCGGUGAGGGUGUUCUACAAGCUGAUCAGCAUUUUGCGUCAGUAUGCCCAUCUUAAACAAGUGAUUCUCUUGGGGGAUGUAAACCAACUUCCAUCCAUUGAGCCUGGGAAUUUUCUGGGUGAUAUCUUCCACACAUUGGAGAAAAAUGGCUUCUGCAUCACUCUGCAAACCAACCACCGAUCAGAUUCAGAGCUUAUUGUUCAAAAUGCUGGAAAAAUAUCAAUGCAGCAGAUGCCAUUUUUUGAUUCAAAAAGAGGUUUCUUCUCAGUUGAAUACAAUUCUAAUGACGAUGGUGAGAGUAUCACUGUAACUGAAGUUGUUAAAGACAUACUGAAAAAUGAGGCAAACCCUUUUAUCCUGCCCAAACCUGAAGACUCUCAAUUUGUUACAUUGCGACGAAAAGACUGUGACAACAUUAAUGAACUAUGUGCUCUCCAUUACAACAAACACUGCAUCAAAGACCACCGUGGGAAACUGAAAUUUGAAAUUGGAGACAAAGUUUGUGUAAGGCGUAACAUGCUGUGUCUUGAUCAGUAUGAAAACGAAAUUGUCAAGAUUUGUAAUGGAGAGAUAUUCUUCAUUAGAGAUAUCAUUCAGGAACAAGACGAAAGGAGCAAAAAGAAAAUUUUUUACUGUCUAGACGAUGGUGAAAAGAUAAUAAAGGUUGAUUUCAAGACACUGAAAUCAGCCAAACUGAGUCAUGCUUGGGCAAGAACCAUUCAUACAUUCCAGGUAGGAGCUCUUUCUAGCAAACUGGAAAAUUAAAAUCAAAUAACUCAAAUUUAAAGAAGUUAUCUUUAAAUUAGCAACCACCUAACAACAACCUGUGUUAAAGAAUGGAGGAAUGUAACAAUAGCUGCAGUGAUGCCUUUUACCCCUUCACUCUCAGUAAAGAAAUGAUUUAUGUGCAGGUUUUUGUGGAAAACAUAGACCUCAUAUCUGAUUCUGUUGCCAGGUUUGGUGGUACAUCAACUUUCAAUUUAGUUUAGAAAAUAAUUCAGAAUUGUUUUCAUUUUGUGUUACCUUAAUCUGUGAUUGGUCUGGAAGACUUUCGCCAGAAUAUCAACCAAUCAGAUGCAAAACAAAGACCAAUUUUAGCAACAUUGCUCAGCCUCUUCUUCUGAUGUUCACCUCUUUUCCAGGUGUUGACUACGGUUACUCCAGUUCUUGCAUAAAAAGAAAUCCAACCCUUCUCUUGUGAUGACCAUAGGGGGAGAGUAGAUUUGCUUGUUUGACAUGCCCAAUUAAAUUCUCACAUGUAAAUGUAAAGGAUUGAAAAUUAUACAGGUUUAGAGAGGUUAACCAUUAACUCCCAACAUCUGAUUCUUUAUUCUCCCCUCUUGCUGCUACACAUUUCCUUGUAAAUAAGUUGCGAGAAUUUGGUGUUAGAUCAAGAUAACAACUACCUGAUACAUUUGAGUAUUCUCAUUACCUGUUUACUGGAUAGUGCAUGGACAUUGUCAGGAGAGGUUACUUGUUAAUCACCUCUGGGAGUUAAAGGGUUAAAGAGUCAAUGUUUUGGGAUUAAUGUCGGUAUCUAAGCAACUGUGUACCUACCCCUCCCCUGACUCAAUAGCAGUCAUCUGAUAACAAGUUGGGGCAGUAGCCCUUUACAAGUAAGGGCUCCUGGCUUGGGUUUAUGUUGGGUUGGGGGAGGGGUAGAUGCCUGGUUGCUCUGAUACUGACAUUGAUCCAUGUUUUGUAUGGAUUCUGUCUUGAGACUCAGUCUAAUGCUGUGCCACAUUUUUCUUAGGGCUCAGAGUGUGACACAAUUGUCUAUGUGGUGGGAAAUCCGUUUUACCAGAACUGGCAGCAUGUGUACACGGCGAUCACCCGUGGCGUGCGGCAAGUUGUAUUGGUUUACAAGCACAUUUCCUUGUCACGUGCUGUUACGUCACUUCCUGUACCGCGUAAGACUAAAUUGAAAGAAGACAUGGUGAAAGCUCUGAGAAACCGAAAUCAGCUUAAUAAGCUUGAUGGGGUGAAGACCAACGCCCAAAUUGCCCCAGAUCCUGGAGAUGGUGUCGAGAAUGCGGUUUCUCUCCUGCCCUCUGAUGACAUGAAAGAGGCCACUGUAAGGUCAGUACUAGAGGCUCACUGCGAAGAUCAACAAAGAGUAUUAGGGGAAUGUUCUUCAGGAACAUCAUCCUCCAUCAGCGCUGCAAGAUGUUCAGAGGAUUUUUGUAUCUCAAACAAAAAUCUGAAUAUCAAAAAUCACCAGAAGGAGCAAGAAGACAUGAGCAAUGUCCUUGCUCCAAGGAGAGAUCUAUCCUCUCACGAAUUGGCCGAAGACCACCGUCAAGAAAUGGCUGUGAUUGCUGCAGAGGCCAGAGACUCCCAACAGAUCUCUGGUGGUUCCCCUCUGAAGGUGAAGUGUGGCUUGGAAGCCAUUUUUGAAAGUCCGGGCGGAAAAAGGAAACAUCCAGUAAACAUCAGACAGGACGGCCAGGAUAUCUUGGACUCAAAGAUCUAUCACAGCCCGACGCAAAAAAGAAAGUACCCUGAAGGCAUCACUCCUUUAUCUCCUCCGCAAACGCCACCUUACCUUGGAAAAUUUCCAUCGUCUCUUUCAUCAUUUAGCCCCUUGAGCCAGACCUCAAGAGAAAUCAAGCAAGCCGCUGAUAAAAAACCAGCUACCACAGGAACUACUGCAAAAUUCAACACCAAGUGCAAGGUCUGCGGAGGUCCAAUUCAUGCUGGCAAAGACCAAAUAACUCAUCUCUUCGAUGGCUCCAAAAAAUCUUGGAUUCACGUUAGGUGUUCAACAAGUGAUGCGUAG
This is a messenger RNA of Pocillopora meandrina, 6292 nucleotides long. NCBI's taxonomy places the organism in Eukaryota, Metazoa, Cnidaria, Anthozoa, Scleractinia, Pocilloporidae. The record is from the annotation of a GenBank genome assembly.